AUGAGUGGUGAAAGCGUGGAAAGCGUUGAAAGGGUUGGGAAAAGGGAUGACUACCUCUCGUGGGACGAGUACUUCAUGUCUGUGGCCUUCUUGUCGGCGAUGAGGAGCAAAGACCCGAACAGUCAAAUCGGCGCCUGUAUUGUCAACCCAGACAUGAAGAUUGUGGGCAUCGGCUAUAAUGGGAUGCCUAUCGGUUGCAGUGAUGACGCCCUGCCCUGGAAUCGCACCGCCGAUGACAUACUCGACACAAAGUAUCCGUACGUAUGUCACGCGGAACUGAACGCCAUCUUAAAUAAGAACAGUUCCGAUGUGAAGAAGUGCACCAUUUUUGUCGGUCUCUUCCCAUGCAAUGAGUGCUCAAAACUCAUCAUUCAAUCCGGUAUUAAACGAGUGGUCUAU
Medioppia subpectinata is the source of this 399-nucleotide messenger RNA. The record is from the annotation of a GenBank genome assembly. Lineage: Eukaryota; Metazoa; Arthropoda; Arachnida; Sarcoptiformes; Oppiidae.